AUGGGGGAUGGAUCGGUGAGACGGAGCGGGCUGGUCCACAGGCCGUUGAGGUAUUCAAUUUCUUACAAUUUGUUUUGCUCUAAACGUUGGUCGCAGCGACAUGUUUGGGAGAUGCUCUGCACAUUACAUCGAGGUCUUGUAGGUAUUAAUGUAAUAAGUUUUUGUACUCACGUUGAACUCGUUUGUGCAGGUUGCGGGGUUGAAGUUCGAGCAAGUUCGAGCAUCGGAGUGGGCUUGUCUCCUAAACCUCCAUGGUUGGCGCGGGUUCUUUCUCCAGCACUCUUGGUGGCAGCCAUGGUGUUGGUCAUGUAUAUUACAAAGGUCGACAAGGCGACUACUACGUCAUGGUCAUGGAUAUGCUCGGGCCAAGUCUCCGGGAUGUCUAGAACUCUUCGGGGUCAAGCGCAAGUAUUUAGGGCAGCUCGUUCUGAUUGAGCAGGUAUGCACAUGGAGACGUGAAGCCCGAGAACUUUCUCCUGGGACAACCCAAUACACCUGAAGAGAAGAAGCUUUUUCAUGUACAUCUCGGGCUUGGUGAGUUU
Physcomitrium patens is the source of this 542-nucleotide messenger RNA. Lineage: Eukaryota; Viridiplantae; Streptophyta; Bryopsida; Funariales; Funariaceae. The record is from RefSeq and is a predicted model, not a curated record.